This is a messenger RNA of Trametes versicolor FP-101664 SS1, 411 nucleotides long. RefSeq lists its product as uncharacterized. The annotation marks the transcript as partial. NCBI's taxonomy places the organism in Eukaryota, Fungi, Basidiomycota, Agaricomycetes, Polyporales, Polyporaceae. The record is from RefSeq and is a predicted model, not a curated record. The transcript has 2 exons.
UGGUCGGAGACAGCGGAGAUAGUGAAGGCCUAUAGCGAUGAAAUGGUCAAGCGUUGGAACGCAGAAAUUGACACCUAUCUGGCGGGUUUGUUCUCCGCCAUCCUGACUGCGUUCAACGUGCAGUCGUACCAGCUCCUCCAGCCGGCCCCGACAACAGACCCGGUCCUGGUCGCUUUACAGCAAAUCUCGGCCCAGCUCAGCAGCUUCUCGACAAACCCUCCGUUCGUCAACUCCACUCAGCCGGCAUACCGACAGACGGACACGCCCACGCCCCGCGCUCCUCGCGCGGCUGUCUGGCUGAAUGCACUCUGGUUUUCGAGCCUUAUUCUCAGCCUUUCCUCGGCUUCGGUAGGCAUCAUGGUGAAGCAAUGGCUGAACGAGUACUGCGGCGGAAUCUCGCCCAGCACUUCU